Messenger RNA from Spea bombifrons (plains spadefoot toad), 1397 nucleotides. It is a transcript of the gene RSPO2, whose product is annotated as R-spondin 2. The transcript has 5 exons. Bases 13 to 744 code for a protein of 243 amino acids. NCBI's taxonomy places the organism in Eukaryota, Metazoa, Chordata, Amphibia, Anura, Pelobatidae. The record is from RefSeq and is a predicted model, not a curated record.
GGCAUAGUUCCAAUGCAGUUUAAAUUGUUUUCGUUCGCUCUUAUCAUCCUGAACUGUGUGGAUUACAGCCACUGCCAGAGCAACCGAUGGAGAAGAAGUAAAAGAGCCAGCUAUGGAUCUAAUCCGAUAUGCAAAGGCUGCCUUUCUUGCUCAAAAGACAAUGGGUGUAUCCGUUGUCAGCCCAAAUUAUUCUUCUUCCUGCGAAGAGAAGGAAUGAGACAGUACGGAGAAUGUUUGCAUUCCUGCCCACCCGGAUACUAUGGUCUCCGGGCUCCUGACAUGAACAGAUGUUCGAGGUGCAGAAUAGACAAUUGUGACUCUUGUUUUAGUAGAGAUUUUUGCACAAAAUGCAAAGCUGGCUUUUACUCCCACAAAGGACGUUGUUUUGAGGAAUGCCCGGAAGGAUUUGCACCGCUGGAUGAUACCAUGGAGUGUGUGGAUGGCUGUGAGGUGGGACCUUGGAGUGAAUGGGGUGUAUGCAGUAGAAAUAACAGAACCUGCGGAUUUAAAUGGGGCCUGGAAACAAGAACGAGACAAAUUGUGAAGAAGCCUGCGAAAGAUACAAUUCCUUGUCCAACCAUUGCAGAAUCCAGAAGAUGCAAGAUGGCAACGAGACACUGCCCUGGAGGAAAGCGAUCCAUGAAGAAAAAGGACAAAAGGAACAAGAAAAAGAAAAAGAAGUUGCUUGAAAGAGCGCAGGAGCAGCAUAUUGUCUUCCUAUCUACUGACAGAACCAGCCAGUAAAAAGAGACAAUUUGUUACAUUUUAGUCCCCGCCCCCUUUUUUCCCGCUAAGUGCACAAAAGCUGCUACUUGCUCUUGCACACAAACGAACUGCAGAAUGGCUGCUUUAACAGUAUUGGUUGCAAAUAACUUGUGAAUAUAUACACAAGCUUAUUUGUUUUAUUUAUAAUAAUUUUUUUUUCAUCUGGAAACUUUAAAAGGCUGAGGAACACUGAGUUGAAUCAGUGAAAUGAUGUAGAUGUCAGAUUUUUUGUUUUUCUUUCAUUUUUUUGUUUUUCUUUCUUCAAUUCCACUAACGGUAAUGGAUAUUUAAGAAAUAAAGCCAGUAUCUUGGCAUGGAUCUGCUUCAAGCAUUGCAAGACACUACAUAAUGAGGACUAUGUGUAUAUUUCUGUAAAGGAGAAAAACUAAGUUUAAAGAUAGAAGUACAAUUUCAGGUUUCUUUUUUAAUUUUUAUGAUUUUACAUUGUACAUUGUUCAGAAUUUUAUAGUAAAAUGGUUUAGGUGAUGUCUGUUCUCGGCGCCCAUCUUAUUAAAACAGUUGUAUAAUAAACUGUUAAAGCUAAUAUACUGUCUAAUAUUCCAUAUAACACAGCAGUUAUAAUUUGUACAUAGUGCUGGGAUGCUACAUAUAAUAAACUUAUUUACUAUGUA